CAUGUGAAGCUAAAGUUUAUCAGCUGGAGGCGGUGAGCUGUCAUAAUGUGAGCUGAGGGUCCUGCAGGCUGCUCUGCAAGGAAAUGGACGAGAUAAGUCCUUUGUUGGGCAACCAGAAUUCUGGGUAUCCACAGGAAGAUCCAGACCCUCUGUCUCCAAACCUGAGGCCAAGACACCGGGACCUGAUCCCCACACCAUGUGGACCGAUAAAGCCCUGGUCGGAGCUGUCCUGUCUGCUCAGACUCUACUUCUGCUUCACCGUAGCGUCCCUGCUGGCUCUGCUCGGCCUCACCCUGUACAGCGUCUACCAGCAGCACACGGAGGUGGACCCCACUGCCGAGGACAACUUCACUGUGUCUCUCAUCCAGAUGGUGGGAAUAUUGUUCUGCAUCUACUACAUCAGCCGGGGGGUGCUGCAGGAGAACAGGCAGGAGCUGGUGGUGUUUGUGCUCAGCGUGCUGCUGGUGAUGGUUCGCUCCAUCGUCAACUUCUCCGUGCUGGAGGCAAAGAGCAAGCAGGAGCUGCUGGUGCGUUUCGUGUGCAUCAUGACUCUGGGCGUGAUCCACGUCUGCUGCACCUUGCUGCUCAUCCAGAGGCCCAACAUCAUGGCGUUCCGUGUGGGUGGGGCCUUGGAGACCCUCCAGGAGCAGUACUUCUUGCUCAACCUGUGUUUCUCAAUGGUGACCUUUGACCUUCAGGCUCAGUUAUGUCUCUGUAUCCUGAUCACAACGUCGGACGUGUCCAUGUCUGCUCAGAACACCAUCAUCCUGGCGGUGGGGGUGGUGUGGGCCUGCCUGACGGCUGCUGUGGGGACUGCUGCUGUUUUGAAGGAAGCCAAGAUCUUUGUCUGGGUCUUCAUGGUGCAGAACCUCCCUCAGCUGGCCUUCUUUGUUUAUCUGAUCUACACGGUGGUAACGAGAUGGUUCCAAGACAGAACGUAUACCCUGGAGGCCGCUGCCGUCACAGGAGCUUUGAUUUCCCUGGUGAUUAAAGUGGUGUUACUGUGGGGCCUCAUCAGACUGGUGCACAGCUUUGGACUAGGCCUGAGAGAGAGGAUGUUUGCCCCCAGCAAGUGAUAAAACAUCCAGUGGUCGCGGAACAAGGACACAGCUGCAUGCUGGGAGCCCGGCAUUGAGAGGUCGGAGCCGCUCAAUCACAAAAUUAACUGCUGACAUUGUCCACAUUCUUUUCUUUGCCUAUUGUGUGCCGAGUACUGUAUAUUUUUAUUUCAGCUAACACUCCUUUUUACAUGGAUGUAAAGCAUCACCACUGAAAACGCCUUUGCAGCUUGUAUUGUUUUUAAUGUAAUGCACAUUGUAAUAUCUGAGUCCUUAGUAUAUCAAGAUUUGGUAUGCAGACACAACUUAAAAGUAAUUCUAUCUUGAAAGGUCUUACUUUCCUUCCUGUAAAUUACAUUUAGAUUGACUUGAGUUUGCUUUUUGAAAUUGUAAUCGUUCAACCUAAAUCAUGUGACUACAAUAUCUAGACUACUUCUCUAUGCAACACUGCAUAUUUUUUAUUCAACUUUCUUACUCACUCCCUUUUUUGCACUGUUCUAAAUAAACUAUAAAACACAUGAACCCAA
Messenger RNA from Notothenia coriiceps (black rockcod), 1585 nucleotides. RefSeq lists its product as uncharacterized. Bases 84 to 1076 code for a protein of 330 amino acids. The record is from RefSeq and is a predicted model, not a curated record. The transcript has 9 exons. NCBI's taxonomy places the organism in Eukaryota, Metazoa, Chordata, Actinopteri, Perciformes, Nototheniidae.